Messenger RNA from Siniperca chuatsi (mandarin fish), 1130 nucleotides. RefSeq names its product gap junction protein zeta 1 (gene gjz1). Gene Ontology annotation, biological process: cell communication. The coding region runs from base 163 to 852 and encodes 229 amino acids. Gene Ontology annotation, cellular component: connexin complex. Lineage: Eukaryota; Metazoa; Chordata; Actinopteri; Centrarchiformes; Sinipercidae. The record is from RefSeq and is a predicted model, not a curated record. The transcript is spliced from 2 exons.
ACGAAAAGUCAAGUCAGCACAUCAUCUGGUGAACUGUAACACACAUAUUGAUGACAAUGACAUUUCUUGCACCCAUAAAAGACUGAAUGCGAAGCCAGCGUGAAAGCAUUCCAUCAGCGGGCUGCAGCAAUUAAAGAUUCCCAACAAAAGCCAGAAGUGUCGAUGGCAGCCAUAGUAACAGGCCUCAUCCCCAUCCUGCGGACGGCAGUGGAUGCCACCACCACCUACAAGUGCCGCUCCCUGUGGUUUGGCUUCCUGUGCAUCCGCCUGGUGAUCCUCUUCCUGGCUGAGCUGCCCUUCACCAAACUGGACACUGACUUCACCUGCAACAGCACCAGUGACAUCUGCACCAGAGCCUGUUUUAAUACUCACUUUAACAAACCUAUGAUGGUGGCCUGGAACUUCAUCUACAUGCUGGUUAUCCUCUCCGUCCUGCUCAUGGAGCUGUUCACCUCCCACCUGCGCUCCCUGGCCCAGAAGAGGAUCUCCCAGAUGAAGACUGAUGUGGAGCUGGAGGCUCAGGUCGUGUCCACAGACCCAAAGGGCAAGAUGAUUAUAGAUCUCCACACAGACAGAUGCACAGUAGGCUUCUACCUGUUCAGCAUCAGUCUGCGUAUUCUGGUUGAAGCCUGGUUUGUGUAUGUUCUGUUUUCCUGGAACCUGCCAGCACUGAAUAAUGGUCCAUACAAAUGCUCGACAGACAUCUGCUCCAAGUUACAUGUUUGUGUUGUGAGGGCCGCCCCAGAGAAACGCAUGUCUAUUUAUGCUUUGGCUUCUACCUCAGGCAUGAUUAUUGUUUGUUCAGUCUUAUUCUGUAUGUACUCCAUUACUCACUACCUUUGCAACUUUUAAAUAUUGACCUUUUUUUUUAAAUUUACAAUGCUCUGUUUUGGAAUAUAUGAAUUAUACGAAAAUAUAUUUACUGUGUUUGUAUUGAUGCCUCUUCUGAGCAACAUUCAGUUCAUAUAUUGUAUAUUUAUAAAGUAUGUAAAAUAAUGCUUAGUUGCUCUUGUGUGAUUAAAUUUUCUGUUGCAUUAAGUUUAUACUAACCUCUUAAGCCCUGUUGGAGGUUUACAUAUGUUGUGAGAUGUGUUUUGCUGACACAAAAGGAUCUAGGUGUUAGCUGCAUG